ACUUUGAGGAGAGAGGAGAGAGAAACAAGAGGCUCUUAAAGAGCCACUUAAGAGUCUCUUGAAGCAACAUUUUGCUUCUCCCUCCUCAAAUCUCAAGUUAGGAGCCUAAAUGCUCUUGGAGAUGCUGUUACUUAAAAAGUCUCAAAUAACAUGAUUCAGCAGGGAGGGAGACAAUUACUAGUUCAUUGACAGGAAUGAACAAAUUAAGAAUAGCUUUGAACCACAUAUACUACACUUCAUUUCACUCAGACCAUGCUUUAUAUUCUCAAGCUCUGCAACUCUGCAUCGAAUUGCGAGCCUAUAAACAAGGCAGAUUGGUCCACAGCCAUCGGAUAAGAAAUGGGCUGCAACCAAAUUUAUACACCGACACUAAACUGAUCAUAUUUUACUCGAAAGUAGCUGAAAUGAGCAGUGCCCGGAAAGUGUUUGAUGAAAUGUCUGAGAGAAGUGUAGUGUCUUGGACUGCAUUGAUUUCUGGGUAUUGUCAGAAUGGUGAUUCUGAUGAAGCUUUGGGGGUGUUCGGGGAAAUGCACGGGAAGGGUGUUAGGGCUAAUCAGUUUACGUAUGGGAGCGUGUUGCGGGCGUGUACUAGUACUGUGGGUUUGGAUGUUGGGAAGCAGAUACAGGGGUGUAUUGAGAAGAGUAGGUUUGUGGGGAACUUGUUUGUGCAGAGUGCAUUGGUUGAUUUUCAUUCGAAGUGCGGGAAGAUGGAGGAUGCACGUCAUGUUUUUGACGAGAUGGUUGACAGGGAUGUGGUGUCGUGGAAUGCAAUGAUUGGUGGUUAUGUGGUUCAGGGUUUUAGGAAUAAUGCGUUCCUGAUGUUUCAAUCAAUGCUCAGGGAAGGCAUGACUCCAGAUUCGUUUAGUCUGGGAAGUGUUCUUAAAGCCUUUGGUGGAGAUAACGAUCUCCUGAUGGUCAUGAAGAUACAUGGAAUUGUUUUAAAAUUGGGUUUUCAAUUAUUUAAUAUAUUGACUGGAUCACUGAUCGAUGCUUAUGUUAAAUGUGGAAGUGUAUUAAGUGCAAAUAACAUUUACAAGAGUAUGCCAAGAGUGGAUACAGUAGCUUGCACAGCAUUGAUUACUGGAUAUGCACGCGAUGGUCACAACUGCAUUGGUGCUGUGGAUCUCUUUAAUAAUUUACGUCGGAUGUCUCUUGCAAUCGACAAUAUAAUAUUGUGCUCGAUGCUCAAUAUAAGCGCUAAUUUAGCGUCACUGGUCUUGGGAAGGCAAAUUCAUGCAAUUGCAGUAAAGAAAUAUGAGUAUAAUCAUGACAUGGUUAUGGACAAUGCUCUUAUUGACAUGUACUCAAAAUCUGGAGAAAUAAAUGAUGCUAACCAGAUUUUUUAUGAGAUGGAGAAGAAAAAUGUUAUUUCAUGGACGUCUCUAAUUGCUGGAUACGGCAAGCAUGGGGAUGCAGAUACUUCGCUUAAACUCUACAAGAAGAUGGAACAUAAUGGGUUAAUGCCAAACGGUAUUACAUUCUUAUCUCUCCUCUUUGCUUGUAGCCACAAUGGGUUAACAAACGAAGGAUUGGAAUGUUUCAGUAAUAUGGUUGGCAAAUAUAAUAUAUUGCCAAAGGCUGAGCACUACUCUUGUAUGGUGGAUCUCUUUGCACGUGGGGGUCGGUUAGAAGAAGCCUAUGCUUUAAUAUGCAAGAUGAAAAUAAAGCCUAAUGCCUCACUAUGGGGUUCCAUUCUUGGUGCUUGUAGCAUCCAUGGCGAUACGACUCUUGGAAAAGUAGCAGCCAAGCAUUUGUUUGAUUUAGAGCCUACAAACUCUGCCAACUAUGUUGUUCUAGCAAGCACAUAUGCUGCAGCAGGCUUGUGGGGUAAUGCAUGGAAGACUAGGAAAGUAAUGGAAGAUACAGGAUUGAAAAAGAAUGCUGGAUGCAGCUAUCUUCAAUCCACAAGAAAGAGUGCAGCACUUCUGCCUGCAGGCUAAAUUGCCCGAACUUUACAGUUCAUUUAUCUUUAAGCAAACUGUGGACAAAGACUGAAGUGAAACCAAGGAAGCUGAUAACGUGUAAGCAGAAGUUUACUGAUGAGAGAGAUCUCUGCUACGGAAUAGAGAAGGCCGUCAUGUUGUGUACAUACUGACAAGGAAAAAUAACAAAAGGGUAUUGGGGCGCAAGUUUCUGUAGGAUGGUGCAUAAGCUAGUGUAUAGUGUCAAACACAUGGAUCAAAGGUACUCUGUUGUGUCUCUCAUUCAUUACUGAGCUGUUUACUGAACCAACCUUUUGUUUUGAUUUUUUGCUAGUGUUUAGUGAACAUCAAUUAUGUGAAGUGGAAUGGGCUCCGAUCUGGGCACCUAUCAUAUCUAUCUUGUACGCCAUUCAAAGGUAUCUUGUUGCACAUCAUCACAAAUAUACGCCAGCAAAAUAGAUCUGAUAGUUCAUAUGUGUCAGCCUUCAGUUUUUGGCUCCUAUUUGGAUAUCAGUGAUACAAGUCAAUACUGAAGUGAGCUGAGAUACCCUUAGGGCACAUCUAUAUUUAAGCAAUAAAUUAAAUGUAUCUGGUAUCUCUUGGCCUCAGUGGAUCCGCAGCCGGUCCAGGAUGAGCAGUUGCAGAACCAGAACAAUCAGUGGUAGCAAAUUAACAAACGGGAAGAGGAGUGUUGUGGAGCUUUGUUGUUUGUAAUCUCGACAGGAAUGCCCGUCUACGUGACUAAUGAAGAUAUAUAAAUUAUUGUACUGAUGAAAAUAAAUAAAUAAUUAGAAAUGAGUUGAUGUAGGAUUUCUGAUCUAGCAUUGUGCAUUUGAUGUUGCGGAGUCGAUUUUACUUUGUGUUUUUUGCUGGUAGCAGAAUGUAUUUUUGUUUUGCAUGAACUCACAGCAGGGCUAGUUAACAGUACUUAAAAAAUAAUGUCGCCCUUUGUCU
Messenger RNA from Daucus carota subsp. sativus, 2876 nucleotides. Its product is annotated as pentatricopeptide repeat-containing protein At3g20730. The record is from RefSeq and is a predicted model, not a curated record. Gene Ontology annotation, molecular function: protein binding. The transcript has 5 exons. The coding region runs from base 195 to 1940 and encodes 581 amino acids. Lineage: Eukaryota; Viridiplantae; Streptophyta; Magnoliopsida; Apiales; Apiaceae.